This is a messenger RNA of Angiostrongylus costaricensis, 465 nucleotides long. The record is from the annotation of a GenBank genome assembly. NCBI's taxonomy places the organism in Eukaryota, Metazoa, Nematoda, Chromadorea, Rhabditida, Metastrongylidae.
AUGUUUCCAUCUGGUGAUCAUUUCAAUAACAUUCGACGACGGAAUGGCGUACGAGAUGAAGCGAUGUUGAUCAGGGUGGUGUUAGAUCUCUUUGCUCGACUCUAUACAGAUUAUGUCGCGUGCUUACGUAAUUUUCAAAGCCAGCACAAUGAGUUGAUCAGAAACGGUAAUUCCAUUCCACCCGACGUACACGAAAGGCAGCUAAAAGCAGGACGGCAAACUCUUCUGUCUACAAAGACCGGUGGUUUCCUGACAGAUUAUGGUCGACAAGGAUUGGGUCAAAGCAAACGUCGUGAACGUUAGGUCCUUCAGAGGUUAUACGGAAACUAUCCAGUAACUUGUGUUGACAACGAGUUAAUGAUUCCUGGUGGAUUUCAAGACAGUGUCAAACAACUCUGGAUUGGGCUCAGUUAUGGACAUCAACAAGUAGUGACCGAAUACGUCAACAUUAUUGUCCUUCCUUGA